Molecule: messenger RNA, 4946 nt
Organism: Coturnix japonica (Japanese quail)
Lineage: Eukaryota; Metazoa; Chordata; Aves; Galliformes; Phasianidae
Gene: SCUBE1
Product: signal peptide, CUB domain and EGF like domain containing 1
Biological process (GO): signal transduction
Cellular component (GO): cell surface
Molecular function (GO): calcium ion binding
Source: RefSeq, a predicted model, not a curated record
GCGCUGUCAGGGCGUCAGCGCCGGCGGCUCCGCGCGGCCGGCCGCGAGCGCGUCCCUUACCGCAGACAGGCACCGGGGUCCGGGACCGCAUCAUUACCAUGGGCACUGUUUGCUUUGCGCGGCGCUGCUGUUUGCUCUUCGCCCUCUCCUGGGCCGGCAGGUUGGCGGCGGGCAGCGGGAGCGCAGAUGUUGAUGAGUGCGCAGAAGCUACAGAUGACUGUCACAUCGAUGCCAUUUGCCAAAACACACCAAAAUCCUACAAAUGCAUCUGCAAGCCGGGCUAUAAGGGUGAAGGGAAACAAUGCGAAGAUAUUGAUGAGUGUGAAAAUGAUUUCUACAAUGGGGGUUGUGUCCAUGAGUGCAUCAACAUUCCAGGCAAUUACAGAUGUACAUGCUAUGAUGGGUUCAUGUUGGCCCAUGAUGGCCACAACUGUCUUGACGUUGAUGAGUGUCAGGAUAACAAUGGAGGGUGCCAGCAGAUUUGUGUAAAUACUAUGGGCAGCUAUGAAUGUCAGUGCAAAGAAGGCUUUUUUCUGAGUGAUAACCAGCACACCUGCAUCCAUCGUUCCAUUGAGGGUAUGAACUGUAUGAACAAAGAUCAUGGGUGUGCACACAUCUGUCGGGAGACGCCCAAAGGUGGGGUUGCCUGUGAAUGUAGGCCUGGCUUUGAACUUGCCAAAAACCAGAAGGACUGCAAAUUAACCUGUAACUAUGGGAAUGGAGGCUGCCAGCACACCUGUGAUGACACUGAUACUGGUCCUGUGUGUGGUUGUCAUCAGAAGUAUGCCCUGCAUUCAGAUGGACGAACCUGCAUUGAGAAGGAUGAGGCUGCAAUUGAGAGUUCUGAGUACAAUGCCACGUCAGUAGCUGAUGUGGACAAGCGGGUGAAACGGCGGCUACUUAUGGAAACAUGUGCUGUCAAUAAUGGAGGCUGUGAUCGGACUUGCAAGGAUACUGCGACAGGGGUACGAUGCAGUUGCCCAGUUGGAUUUACCCUGCAGCCUGAUGGGAAAACGUGCAAAGAUAUUGAUGAGUGCUUGGUAAACAAUGGUGGCUGUGACCAUUUCUGCCGGAACACAGUUGGCAGCUUUGAAUGCAGCUGCCAGAAAGGCUAUAAACUACUCACAGAUGAACGGACCUGUCAAGAUAUAGACGAGUGUUCCUUUGAAAGGACCUGUGAUCACACCUGCAUCAACUACCCUGGAAGCUUUGAAUGUCUCUGCCAUAAAGGCUACACCUUGUAUGGACUGACGCACUGUGGAGAUAUUGAUGAAUGCAGCAUCAGCAAUGGCAGCUGUGACUAUGGGUGUCUGAAUACAGUUGGAAGCUAUGAGUGUGUCUGUCCACUCGGAAAGAAACUGCACUGGAAUAAAAAGGACUGCGUUGAGAUGGUGAAAUGUCUCCCAAAUGCCAAACCAGCUCCCCAGACUCAACUAGUGUGUAGUAAGACGGGAGGAAUAGAGAGCUGCUUCCUAUCAUGCCCCUCCAAUACCCUUUUUGUUCCAGAUUCGGAGAACAGCUACACGUUGAGCUGUGGUGUUCCUGUCCAGCAAAGCAAGGCUCAGCAGAAGAGCAAUGCCACCCUUCCCAGCUGCGCAGAUUCCUUAGCCCCUCCAAUCAAGCAGAAAGCUCGUUUUAAAAUUAAAGAUGCAAAGUGCCACUUACGGCCCCGCAGCAAGGAAAAAACAAAAGAUGCUGGGAAGCAGGCUGUGUUAGGAGGUCAAUUCCCUUGUACAGACAACUGCCAGGUGACUUUUGUGAAUCUCAAGUGUGAUUCCUCCAAGAAAAAGCGCCGGGGCCGCAAGUCACCAUCAAAAGAAGUGUCCCACAUCACUGCAGAGUUUGAAGUGGAGAUGAAGUCAGAAGAAGUCUCAGACACCUGUAACAUUGACUGUGUUCGGAAAAGGAUGGAGCAGAAGCUGCAAACUGCAAUCAAAACAUUGAGGAAAUCUAUUAAUAAACAGCAAUUUUACAUUCAGUUUUCUGGGACAGAAUAUGAAGUGGCUCAGAAGCCAGCUAAAGCUACUGAAGGGCAUGAAGCUUGCAGUACAGGGCAAGUGCUGCAGGAUGGGAAAUGUGUUACCUGCAGCACGGGCACCUUUUAUAGUGGAGAACAUAAUCAGUGCGUUCCUUGCUCACCAGGAACAUACCAAGACACAGAAGGUCAACUUACCUGUGAGCCUUGCCCAAGUAAUGAUGGACAGGGAGUAGCGGGCGCCCGGAAUGUGUCAGAAUGUGGAGGGCAGUGUUCUCCUGGACACUAUUCAUCAGAUGGUUUUAAACCUUGUCGAGUCUGUCCUCUCGGUACAUAUCAGCCUGAACCAGGAAGGACGCUCUGCUUUCCAUGUGGUGGAGGGCUUGUGACCAAGUACGAAGGUGCUGUUUCUUUUCAAGACUGUGAAACCAAAGUUCAUUGCUCUCCUGGACACUACUACAACUCCACUACGCACAGAUGUAUCCGAUGCCCUGUAGGAACUUACCAACCUGAGUUUGGUCAAAACUACUGCAUCACCUGCCCUGGGAACACAAGUACAGACUUUGAUGGCUCCACUAAUGUUACACACUGUAAAAACCAGCACUGUGGAGGAGAACUUGGUGAUUAUACUGGCUAUAUUGAAUCACCCAACUAUCCUGGAGACUACCCAGCUAACGUUGAAUGCAUUUGGAAUAUAAAUCCACCCCCAAAGAGGAGAAUACUCAUUGUUGUGCCUGAGAUAUUUCUCCCAAUAGAAGAUGAAUGCGGUGAUGUUUUAGUAAUGAGGAAAAGUGCUUCUCCUACUUCAAUUACUACAUAUGAAACGUGUCAGACUUAUGAGAGACCUAUUGCAUUUACUUCAAGAUCAAGGAAGCUAUGGAUUCAGUUCAAGUCAAAUGAAGGCAACAGUGGCAAAGGAUUUCAAGUUCCUUAUGUGACUUAUGAUGAGGAUUACCAACAACUAAUAGAAGAUAUUGUUCGAGAUGGACGAUUAUAUGCAUCAGAAAAUCAUCAAGAAAUUCUAAAGGACAAGAAACUGAUUAAAGCUUUGUUUGAUGUGUUGGCACAUCCACAGAACUAUUUCAAGUACACAGCGCAAGAGUCAAAAGAGAUGUUUCCAAGAUCAUUUAUAAAGCUAUUGCGAUCAAAAGUUUCCCGAUUUCUACGACCAUAUAAAUAGUGGUAUUCAGUUUGAGGUUCUUUUGCAUUCCUGUUGAAUAUCAUCUUUCUUCCGUAGUAGAAACAUUUGGUAAUUUAAAGGCUCUUUUUCUGCAGCCUUUAUUUUCAAUUGUAUAUUGAAGAAUACUUAUAAUGCUUCAUAAUCAUUAAACACCAAUGUUCUGAGUGGGCUUUUUACUGCAGAAAAAAUACUGUGGAUCCUUGAGGGCAUCUAUUUGAAGAUCAAAACUUGUAUCUGCACUUGUGCAUCUUCACUUUCCAUUUGAAACUACAUUAUGUAAAAAAAAUCUUUCUACUUGUUUUAUUUUCCACCAAAAAUAAUUUCCUGCAAAGCAAAGAAGGCAUCUGUUCAAAUCUGAUGGAACUACCUACCAAUAGGUUCUGUUGAAGUAAGAGGUAUGGAGCAUGAAUAAGGUUUGGAUUUUGAAUUGCACUUGAAGUUUAGAAGAAAACAAAACAAUCUAAAUUGUGUUACUUCUCAUUUGUGGCUUAGUGGAACCUCUGACCAAUUAGAAAUCAAAAGGGAAGAAAAAGGAGUAAAAGAAAAGAAUCAGAUGUAUCAUUUUGUUUUAUGAAUUCUGUACAAUUGAGUGCCAUGCUGUGUGCUUAUGUUUUUGUCUGUCCUCUUCUACACUUCUUCAGAGGGUUGCCACUGUACGUUACUGCAUUGGAAUGGAUCAAGCUAUGGAAUUCUAUCCAUCGGUUGGUCCCUUUGGAGGCAGUUAUGAUAGAACAGAUGAGACAGGAACAACACCAACAGAAGUUGUAGUCUGUUUUUCUUUCCGUUAAUAGAGCAUCUAAAUGAGUACAAUAUAUAAAUAUAUAUAUACUUCUAUUUGUGGGUACAUUAGUAAUGUUAUCUUUAGUUACUGUAAAUAUUAUUCAUGCUUAAAUCUUUACUCCCACACGCUAUAACUAUUUGUAACUUUGCUUAGAUGAUCAAAUGACUUCUCCAAGUGCUUGUCACUUCCAUUAAGACAAACCCUUCUGGAGUCCUUCUAACACAGGAUAAUGGUUUACUAGGGCAUUCUCUUUUAACACAUUAUUCCGAGAAAAAUAGCAUCAGUUUAGAUGUGACUGCUGGCCGGGAAGGGGGCAGUUAUUGUCUCUUGCUUGGGUACCCCACACAGCAGACCAACGGUUACCUGAGGACAGAACACUUGUGAGGAGUUCACCAAAGAGGAUAUUUUUUUCAGAUCUGCCAUCCCUGAACUGCUGGGGACAUACCUCUGCCACAGGCCCAAACUGCAAGGGAACAGUGCAGGAACACAGUUUUGCAGCCCAGUUUGAUGAGUUGGAGGAUGGGUGCUGCAAGCAGAGGCUUGGAGUCACUGUGCCCAUCAGCUGCUGGGAUUAUGCAGUCUGUAAGAGAGCAUUAACCUUGUGGUCAGGUUCUCCUCACAGCAAGACACAUAACUGGGGUCUCAGAUGAUGAUAAAACCCAUGUUUCCUCCUGUUUUCUGGCACAAGGGCUAAUUUCACAGAAUCACAGAAUUCAGUGAGAGAGUAGCUGUUUUUAUUGGCAUUUCAGCUUCUUUAUUUUUAAGUAAGUCCCUUCCUCUUUUGUAUCAUUUCCCUUCUGAUCCCACAAGAUUAUGAUGUGCAUAAAUUAACUCUCAUGCCAACAUCCUUUCAGAAAGACAUGUGUAACUGGUUUUUUUUUGUGGGUUUUUUUUUUUUCAUAUCUAUCUUGUAGUUCAAAAUACCCUUGGAUGCUCUCAAAGAAAGUAUUUGGGGUAGAUAAGGCCAACAAUUGUACUUCUUACACUUUUUUUUUUUUUUUUUUUUUUUU